Molecule: messenger RNA, 345 nt
Organism: Mesorhabditis belari
Lineage: Eukaryota; Metazoa; Nematoda; Chromadorea; Rhabditida; Rhabditidae
Source: the annotation of a GenBank genome assembly
AUGGAGACUCAAUUGGAUAAAAUAAUGUUGGGUCUAUCAAGUCUAAUGUCAAUAGCUGUUUUGUUGGAUAUUGUUGGAGAGGCGAUUCCAAGAAAUCAAACGUUUCCAUUGAUCGGGAUUUACAUCACUGUUUGCGUCUCGAUUAUUGCCGUUGGAUGCGUGAUUUUGUUGUGGAUGCCAUUCGUGAAAGAUUUACCACUUCAAGAGAUUAAAAAGAAAAACUUCCUCCAACGAAUCCUAUCCAUAAUCUCCCGACCGAACAUCAUUUUACUCGGAAUCUUUCAAGGAUUAAACGUCAUCAAUAUCAUUGUUUUCUUCUCGUUUUGGCGAACAGAUCGUAUAAAA